GACUGCAGCCUCAUCGUAUAAGAAGCACCCCAACAGCCUUCUUUCCCAGCAGAGCAGCUCUGCCGACCGUCUUCACCACCGCAUCCUCCGCUCAACAGCCGAAUCCUUCAAAAGGACCAGACACCGCACCGCCAGCCGAAUUUCUCUCAGCCCAGCGAGACACUUGCCCAAGUCGUCGGUCGCUCGCCCUCGUGCCCCUCCACCCCCGAACCCAUCUCCCACAGGUACCCCCGACCGGCCGAGUUUAUGUCAAUUGAAAAUCUCAAGACCUACGACCCCUUCGCCGAAGCCGACGAGGACACAGGUGUACAAACCAAACAGACUCAGAAUUACAUCCAUAUUCGCAUCCAGCAGCGAAAUGGACGUAAGACUCUGACGACCGUCCAGGGUCUUCCGAAGAAAUUCGACCAAAAGAAGAUCCUCAAGGUGAUCAAGAAGAAAUUCGCCUGCAAUGGAACAAUCGUCAACGACUCUGAGAUGGGUGAGGUGAUCCAACUCCAGGGCGACCAGCGCAAGGAUGUCCAAGAGUUCCUCAUCGACAAGAAGGAGGGUCUUGAGUUGGAUUCCAAGACCAUCAAGGUCCACGGCUUUUAAGCCACGACGCAAGUCGCCGCCAUCCUGCUACCGCCAACCUACCAAGUUUGGCGAUGCAUGCUCGGGGACAAGGGCGGGUGGAAGAGCCAACGUGCGCCAAUUUUUCCCGCUGAACCAUGUUUCGCCGUGCCUAUGAUCUACACAUCAAUGGCAUGCGGAAUGUGGAAGAAUUCGCCGAGCGCCGCAGGAUGGCCGACCUUGACGGGAGACAUGGCCACGCGGUCACCCGCAGAGGUGAGAGCGACUUGCGCCGAUGACCAUUGGUGCACGGCAUUCACAGAUAGCGUUAUCCCACAAGGAGGUCACGGCUCUCGUCUGCCCCUGAGAACAGCCUGAAAGUUCUCGACUCCCUGAGCUCGAGCCGGAGCUAGGCAGGCUUGUAGAGCAGGGAGCAGACUAGCUGAAUAGACACUACCUUCGCCAAC
Molecule: messenger RNA, 1019 nt
Organism: Verticillium dahliae VdLs.17
Lineage: Eukaryota; Fungi; Ascomycota; Sordariomycetes; Glomerellales; Plectosphaerellaceae
Product: translation factor SUI1
Exons: 4
Coding region: 247-594 (115 amino acids)
Biological process (GO): translational initiation
Cellular component (GO): eukaryotic 43S preinitiation complex
Molecular function (GO): ribosomal small subunit binding; RNA binding; translation initiation factor activity
Source: RefSeq, a predicted model, not a curated record